This is a messenger RNA of Paramisgurnus dabryanus, 6900 nucleotides long. RefSeq names its product GLI family zinc finger 3 (gene gli3). Gene Ontology annotation, biological process: smoothened signaling pathway; regulation of transcription by RNA polymerase II. The record is from RefSeq and is a predicted model, not a curated record. Gene Ontology annotation, molecular function: DNA-binding transcription factor activity, RNA polymerase II-specific; RNA polymerase II cis-regulatory region sequence-specific DNA binding. Lineage: Eukaryota; Metazoa; Chordata; Actinopteri; Cypriniformes; Cobitidae. Gene Ontology annotation, cellular component: nucleus.
CAAAGGGAAAAGGGCAGCUGGAGCUCCACACUUCAAAUCUUCUUUCCUCGAGAAAUAUCCCUUACAGUCUUUAUUGCGAUAAACAUUCAGGAGUUCCGUGAGUGGCUAGACUUUUGCUGCGAGCCUUUAGGUAUGUAGACAAAGAUAGGACGUUUAGUUUAGUGCUUGGGCUGCCCCUGCCAAGCGCAAAUAGGAAAGAAGACGAGGGAAGGAAGAAAGAAAGAAAAAAGUCAGCAGAGCAGUUUUGGACUCUUAAGAGUUUCACUCCGCAACGAGCAUCUGCACGCGAGCGAGAGCAAAGAAAAGUUUCGGCAACUGGAGGAAAGUCAGCUUCGGACCAGCAUCCUGUCUUGAUGAAGUACUGAGGAAUGCUCAGUCGUCAUGGAAACCCAGUCCCAGACCAGUUCUGCAGUGGAGAAGAAGAAGAAGGUGGAGAGUAUCUUAGCCACCAAGAGUACUUCCACCCGUAUAGACAUCAGUGAGAAGGCUGUGGCCUCCAGCACUACCUCUAACGAGGAUGAAAGUUCAGGUUCCCCGUAUCAUCGCGAGAGGCGGAACGCUAUCGGUGGAAAACUGAGCGAGGAGCCGUCCACCUCUACAGAAGAGCGCUCUCCAUUGGUGAAGAAAGAAAUUCAUAGCUCCCUGCCCCAUCUGGUAGACCCCACCCUACCCUACCGGGGGACUCUCUUCACCAUGGACCCUCGCAAUGGUUACCUGGACCAUCAUUACACUCCACCUCAGUUCUUCCCUGCUUUUCAUCCUCCGGUACCAAUUGAUGACAGACACGCACAAGGGCGGUACAUUUAUGAACCCUCGCCGGUACCUCCUCUACACAUGCCUCCUGCACUGGCGGCCAGCCCGGCGUUUUCGGAUAUCUCCCUCAUCCGGAUCUCGCCGCAUCGGAAUCCUUCAUUGGGGGCGGAGUCGCCCUUUAACCCCCCACAUCCAUACAUUAACCCCUACAUGGACUACAUCCGUUCGCUGCACACCAGUCCCUCCCUCUCCAUGAUAUCUGCGGCUAGAGGCCUCAGUCCUGCAGAUGCCCCCCACACGGGUUUAACCACAGCAGAGUACUACCACCAGAUGGCCCUGCUCGCAGGUCACCGCAGUCCCUAUGCUGACAUCAUUCCCUCAACUGGGCCUGGAAGCAACGCUUUGCACAUGGAGUACCUGCAGGCUAUGGAAAAUUCUCGAUUUCCCAGUCCCAGGCUCACAACUCGGCCCAGCAGAAAACGUCCCCUAACCAGCUCUCCUUCUUUGUCUGACCCCAGCUUUGACCUGCAGGCCAUGAUUCGCACCUCACCCAACUCUCUGGUCACUAUACUAAAUAAUUCUCGCUCCAGCUCUUCCACUGGAGGAUCAUACGGGCAUCUCUCAGCGGGCACUAUAAGCCCUGCAUUAAGUUUUGCUUAUCCUCCAAACCCUGUGGCACUACAAAUGCAUCAGCAACUGAUUAGCCGUCAGCCAAACAUUGUGGGGUCUGCAUUUGGCCACAGUCCGCCCCUCAUCCACCCAUCUCCUGCCUUUGCCACCCAAAGACCUGUGUCAGGCAUUCACCCGUCCAGCCUGGCACCUACAGAGCGAUCCACAGCCUCAACUGACUCACAGAACAAACCCACCAGCGAGUCGGCUGUGAGCAGCACAGGGGACCCCAUGCACCACAAACGCUCCAAACUCAAACCAGACGAAGAGCCGCCCAGCCCCGGGGCCAUCAGCGUACAGGAACAAACGGAUGGAAUGACUCUGGUGAAAGAGGAAGGGGAUAAAGAGGACGGCAAGCAGGAACCGGAGGUUGUGUACGAGACCAACUGCCACUGGGAAGGCUGCUGCCGGGAGUUUGACACCCAGGAACAGCUCGUACAUCACAUAAAUAACGACCACAUCCACGGAGAAAAAAAGGAGUUUGUGUGUCGCUGGGAAGAGUGUUCAAGAGAGCAGAAACCCUUUAAAGCCCAGUACAUGCUGGUGGUGCACAUGCGCAGACAUACGGGAGAAAAGCCACAUAAGUGCACGUUUGAAGGCUGUUCAAAGGCUUAUUCCAGACUGGAGAACCUGAAGACACACUUGCGCUCGCACACAGGAGAGAAGCCCUAUGUGUGCGAGCAUGAAGGCUGCAACAAAGCCUUUUCCAACGCGUCUGACCGAGCCAAACACCAGAACCGCACGCACUCCAAUGAGAAACCCUACGUGUGUAAAAUUCCUGGUUGCACUAAGCGAUACACUGACCCCAGCUCCUUACGGAAACACGUUAAAACUGUCCACGGACCUGAAGCCCAUGUCACCAAGAAACAGCGUGGGGAUACAUACCCACGACCCCCACCACAGCCUCGAGAACCUGGAGGUAAUGGGCAGGGCCGUUCACCAGGUCACCUUUCCCUCGGAGCUAUAACUGACCAAAGGGAGUAUAACCACGCUACCUCGAAACAAGACCAAUGUCUACAAGUCAAGUCAAUCAAGACAGAAAAGCCCAUGACGUCUCAGCCAAGCCCUGGCAGUCAGUCUUCAUGCGGCAGUGACCAGUCCCCCGGCAGCCCCCAUCUCAGCCGUGGAGUCCAGUUUGCUUUGAGCAGCAUUGGGCUUGCAGGGGAGGCGGCAUUGCUUGAGGACCAAGAAAAUGAAGAUGAGGAAGGAGAGGGAGAAGAGGAGGAUGCCCCCAUCAUGGACUCUACAGUAUCCACCGCAACAGCCACGGCAGCAACACUAGCUUUGCAGGCUCACCGAAGUGUACGGCCACUACGCUGGAUGGAGCAUGUUAAAAUGGAGAGGUUAAGGCAGGUUAAUGGAGCUGUGCCUAGGCUAGGACAUCUGUCCCCCACACCACCCCCAAAAGGCCAAGCCCUGCCUGCCCUCACAGGAAAAGGUCCAUUCCUUGGUAGAAAUAGUUCUGUAGGGGCACCAGUGCCUCCUUUGCGUCUUGAGCCAUCCAACACAGAGCUGACAAUGCUGAGUUUGCUGCAUGAGCGCCGAGACAGCAGUGGCAGCGCAACCAGCUCCGCUUACUUGAGCAGCAGCCGUCGCUCUUCUGGCAUCUCCCCCUGCUUCUCCAGCCGCCGCUCUAGCCAGGCCUCACAAUCUGAGCACAGCCACCAUCGACGUCUCCACAAUCUCAGUUCCACUGACUCUUAUGAUCCUAUUUCCACCGAUGCUUCCCGACGCUCCAGUGAGGCCAGCCAGUGCGGAGGAGGUGGAAGUUCGUUUGGGGUAAUGCACGGUGGAAACUGGAAUGGUGGAGGUCUUGGAGGAAGUGGGAUAGGAACAAGAGGUUGUCUGAACCUUACUCCAGCACAGCAUUAUCACCUCAAGGCGAAGUAUGCAGCUGCUACAGGUGGGCCACCACCCACACCCUUGCCCAACAUGGAACAGAUGAGCUUAAAAUCUCGUCUGGCUAUGAUGGGAGAUGGACAAGACCCAGGUCAGCUCACACUACCACCUCUAGUCAGACCACGUCGCUGCAGUGAUGGUACACACGGUGCACAUGGCAGUCAGACAGUGUAUCAACGAAGGGGGUUGUACCCUGGUGAAGGUCCAGGAAAUAUUGAUAGAAGAGCCAGUGACCCUGUACGGACAAGGGAUCCUAGUGCUUUUGGCUUGCCACAGAUACAGCGUUUCAACAGUUUGAAUAACAUGAAUUCAUUACCCAAUCUUAGUGGUAAUCAGUACUCCGAUGGAGAAGAUCUGGGUCUGAACCUGCAGAACUAUGUCUACCCAGUAGGCAGUUUGCAGAGGAGCAUACACUCUCCCUGCCCUCCUAGCAUCAUGGAACAAUCAGCACUUGAGGACUUGGCUAUAGACCAGGAUGGUGGUCUGUUAAAUGCAGAUGAAGACAUUUUGCCAGAUGACUUGGUGCAGUAUCUCCGCUCCCAAGAUCAUGAAUUGGCUCACGACCAGGAAAGUAUUAACAAUGUUUCCAGUCCCCGUAGAUCCACUUUUGACCAGGGUACUGCAGUUGGUCAGAAUUUCCUUAGCCCGCAACAGCAGCAGGAAGCGCCAGAAGGAGAAGGUACAAGUAGAAAUCGGAUGCCUAUCCAAUGGAAUGAAGUGAGCUCUGGAAGCACUGAUGUUUCUCCUCCCAGAGAGCAGCCUCAGAGGUGCAGGAGAUGGUCAGACCAGAGUGGCUUGAUGAGCAACCCCUUUGGUCGCUUUGGGAACAUGGUUGUGCAGCAACAACAACUACAUACAGAUUUCAUAGACCAGCACUCAACCCUUCAAACAGGUGGUGUCCAACACAUGGAAAAUGAGAGCUUUGGGUCCAGACAUCCAGACCAACGUCAGCAAUUUACCAAGGCAACCCAACAUCUCUCUUGCAGGAUGAAUCCAGGUUCAGUUCAGUCUUCCUCAAUGUCCCAGCUGCAGUCAAGGCACAAUUUUGGUCGACCAGACUUCUCUCGUAUCUCUUUGGGGCCCAUCCGUCCUAGCUGUGUCCAACAGACAACUGCUUCCCAAACCCACCUCCAGCAAAAUAGCACAACGACGCAUCAAAUCAGUGGCAAUCUUCUGCUGCAAAGACCAGCUAACUGCAGUGUGUCUCCAUCAUCAAUAUUAUCUCACGAGCCCCAGCCUCCUAUGACCCACCCACCAGCCAACAGUGGCCACAGAGGCACGAAUCAUACAAAAUCCUACUCCACUCAGCAAAACAAUGCACAGUUAUUUCAGCAAAAAAUCUUAAGAAAUGGAAAUGGUGCCAAUUGCUCCCUAGCCAAUCAAGUUUCAGGACUGAAGCUAGAGGCAAAUGAUCAUAUACAGACCAACACUUGCUCUUCCAUCCAGCAACAACAUUCAGCAUUUAUUGCUGAUUGUUUUGACCCAGCAGAGUCCAAACCAUCAUCUUCUCAUGACAUCAUGCCGUCAGGUCUACUUGAGUCCUUCAUAACAGAAACUGAAACACCUUCCGAGGUCAUUUUGUCACCGGGAGUUGAUCAGGUGACCAGCACAGUAGAAGGCAGCCCAGUUGUAGGAUUGGACAUUUGUUCAAUUCUUGAGGAUAGCUAUGAGCAGGGUAGUAUGGUGUCUGAUAUCAUAAGUCCCAGUGUUCUUCAGGGUCUGUCUCGGACUUCCUCCCGGCUAACUACUCCUCGUCUUUCAGCUGCAUUUCACAGCAUGCAUCCGGGCACUAACAACAUGGCUAUUGGUGACAUGAGCUCCCUCCUUACCACACUUGCAGAAGAGAGCAAAUUUCUGGCUAUAAUGCAGUAGUCUGUGAUGUCCCUACUACUGCAAGAACGUAGAAGAAUGCUUUAAAUUGUGCAUGUAAUGUAAAGAUUGAAGAAAAGAAAGACUUUAAAGUAGUUUAAUGUGAUAAUGUGUUGGCACAUGAUCUAUUUUGAAUCUGCCCUAUUUUUAUAGAGGCAGUGACCAGUAAAACCAUAUAAAUAUAUAUAUAUAAAAAUAUAUAAAUACUUAUUCCAUUUCUGGAAUAGAGGCUAUUUUAACAGCCUGUCUUUUAUAUUGCUAUUGUGAUGACAGCAGAAGACAUUAAUCUUCUUCCCAUGACAUUAAAACAGUAUUCUGUUGUUUCUAUACGUGCAUGUUAUUUUUUCCUGUCAGGUGUACACAGUGUCCACUAAAAUGAGUAGAUGUACUCAUCAGGUCAAGACGGGGUCAGAUAUCACUCAUAGCAGGCCCAUUUAUUGUAUUUUAUUAUUCUGAUUAUGUCUUUUGUAAGCGUCUUAAAUCAAUGUUAAGGUGAUUUCAUAAGUCUUACUAAAUGUUUUGACCAAGAUGGCAUUGAGACCAAGUAGGAGGGACCAUUAUGUUACAAAUAAGGGUACGAAAAUGAUAAACCAGAACGCAAGAGCUGUACUCUCUAUCUUGAUUUAGCUUGAUUGUAUUCUUGUAAAUAAAUGUUGAUAUAUUUUUUUUAUAUUGUAAAAUGUUCAUAUUCUUCACGACUGGUGCUGACAGUAAGCAGUGUAUUAUGUGACAAUUGUUGGGGUUAUUUUAGUCAAUGUCAACAUGUUGCUUAUUGCACAAAAAUUUUGAAUUUGUGGCCAAAAUGUGUUGAAAACAUUAGUAAAUUCUUGUUUAAAUAUAUAUUUUAUGUUGCUUUUUACACAGGUGUUUGUGUGCUGUUUUGUCAGAACAGUGCAGUGAUUCUGUAAUGUGGAAUAUGUCUUGGUUUUUUUUUUUGGUCAUCCAUUUUUAUAAAAAAACAGACCUUCCCGUUUAUGAUAAAAAAAAAGACUUAUGAAUAACAAGACAUGUCAAGCUCUUGCAAGAGCUAAAAGAUUUAAAGCAGUAUUAAAAUUACCUUUCUGCAGGUAGUUUCUACCUGCAUAUGUACAGUUUUUUAAAGGUGUACUCUAGUAAUGAGGUUUCAUUUUUGUUUUUGUAUGGUUAUAUAAAUUGCUUUCUGUAGCUGUGUAUCAGUGUCAUGGUUUUUUUUUUUUUUUUUUUUAAGUGGUAUGACCCAUUCCCAGAGGAAAAGGACUACAGGGUCUGGGCCUAAGGUAUGUGCCUUAUGAAUGCCUGUCCAAACAAACACUGCCAAUUUUUUACGUAACUAAAUAUAAUAAAAAUGUGUAUGAAUCUGUGGCAGGAGUCCUAUGAUAACAUGUAACAUUCAACACUAGAUUCUGCUGGUUGGGCAUUGAAAAUAUGAGUGUAUAAGCAAUGUUAGCUGAACAUUGUUUUUUUUGUAUUUACAUUUCUUUUUCAUUUUGUUUUAUGCUUGUAAAUACAUUAUUUCAGUAGACUGUAGCUAAGAGUUUAGAAGGCAUCAGGGGUCAGAAUUAGUAAAAAUCCUAUAAAGCAGAAAUCCUAAUGCUCUGUGUUAAAUUUAAACAAAGAGAUCGAAAUAGAGUCGAAGUGCAUAGCACCCUCAGACUGGGAACAAAAUAUCAAUGCUCUUUUUUAUAUCAGAUUACAAAUGUUUGUAUGGUUUUAAUAAAAAAAUGUAAAUGA